AUGGUCAUGGUUGAGCGCGUCCAGGUCUUGCUCUAUUCGGUCCGCACAACCCUGGCAAGCAAAGUGUGCGAUUGUACAGGACUCGAGUGGGUCAAGAACAUCCUUUUUCUUCGGCCGCUCAAGGAUGUGGAGAAUGGAAGGCUCUAUCAGUCCAUGUUGGACCAAUACAAAGCCCGUGAAAAUUUUGAUAUUGGCGGAAUUGAUCCCAAGAGAGGCCUGACCACCCUUGCCAUUGCCGCGUUGAAAGGCCAAACCCACGUGGUCAGACUACUCCUCUACAACGGUGCCUCUGCGUGCAAGCUCUUCAAGGGAGACCGCGGUCCCCUCUGGUUUGCUCCAGCAGGGAGAAUGCAUCGCAAAGACCGCUCUGAUAUUAUUCGACUUCUUCUGGACAGCAAAGCUGAAAUCGACAGGCCGUCGCCAGUUAAUGGGAACUAUACGCCAUUAAUGAAAAUCCUCGUCGAAUGGAAGGAUCCGGAGAUCGUCAGUCAGCUGGUGGACGCCGGUGCAUCUUUGACAGUAACGAAUGAGAACGGAGAGGGCGUAAGGGACAUUGCUGAAAAGAUCAAUGACGCAGCCUUGAACAGAGCCCUUCUGUCCAAAGAGGAUAGGCAGACAAAGAGAGGAGACUUCGUUUCGUUGAUCGUUAAACUUGUCUAUUUAAUCGUACAUUAUAUAAACGGCGGUGACACAACUGACAUUGUCCAAUCAAUCAUCAGUGACUUGUAUCAUAUCAGUGGGCAAAAGUCUCCGGAAAUUGCAAAGGUCGGUCAAGGAUACAGUUCCAGGCUCCUAGCUAAAGUGGGAUCUACCAGGAGAUACCCGAAGCCCAAACAGUGGAAGAGUAUAAAAACCACAUCGAUGAGUUCAUAG
This is a messenger RNA of Aspergillus udagawae, 873 nucleotides long. RefSeq names its product ankyrin repeat domain-containing protein. NCBI's taxonomy places the organism in Eukaryota, Fungi, Ascomycota, Eurotiomycetes, Eurotiales, Aspergillaceae. Gene Ontology annotation, molecular function: protein binding. Bases 1 to 873 code for a protein of 290 amino acids. The transcript is spliced from 2 exons. The record is from RefSeq and is a predicted model, not a curated record.